AUGUCCAGCCGACGCCGCUCAAGCAAUGUUGUCGUCAAGUCCAAGAGCCAGAGCCAGAUCUACGCGAUGCACCCAGGCGCUGGUCAAGGCCAUACGCUGUAUGCCAAGGCGAGCCUUCGCAUUCAGCAGGUCUUGACCUUUGGCGCCUACGUGCUCGGUAUCCUCGUCGUCGCGCUUGUGUGCAUCGACGCGCUCUUCAACAACUGGGCCAUCAACGACUUUGUCGGCAACGGCUACAUGUACGCGACGGCGGUGGCCACGAUCACAAACACUGGCCAACUCGCGAGUCUCUACGCCUUUCCCAAGGGCUGGAGCCUCCGCGAUGUGUCCAACAUUGGCGCCUGGAACAUGAACUACACGCUCACGAACCUCGUGACGCCGAGCAACCCGAACAUCUACCUCCUCGACGCUGGCACGUUUGUCAUGGACUCGACAUUUGCCACGUUUUGCACCAUUUUCAAGAAGACGUACCCCGUGGACCUUGCGAACGGCAGCCCGCAGCUCGGUGUUGUCCAAGAUGCAAUCACGUUUCUGCGCGGAAAUGCGUUCACACACGUGUCGACCGACGAAGGCUCGGUCAACCUCGCGAAUGGCUCGAUGAACCACCUCCAGCUCGCCGCUUUGGGGUAUACCCCCACCCGCCAACAAACCGACAUGCGCCUCACUGAGCCGAUCCCGGUCAAGAACGUCUCGACGCCGCAAAUGUUAAACGUCUCGUUUUACCGGUACCAGCCAAAGUGCUUUUGCACCGGGUGUGUCCCGAUCGCGAGCUUUGGCUACGCGUCGUGCGAGCUCACGAUGACUUACAACACGACCGCCAAGACGCUCAAAAUCACCAACACGUCGCACGUCGAAGGCGCACUGUGGUCGAACGGGCUCAUGCUCCAGCAAAGCGUCUUUAGCUCGGUCUCCAACUACCUCAAGUGCAUUGCGCUGGUGUUUGCGCUCGGCGGCUACAUUGCGAGCCGACGGACGGUGCAGUGGCAGGACGCCGAUGUGCACUCGAUCCAGUCGUUUCUGCACCGCGUCGUCAAGACGGUGCUGCCCGAGAAGUACCCGCACGUCUCCAAGGCGCUCCGCUUUGAUAUGUUUUGCUACAACUCGGACAUCUUUGUGCUGCUGUAUACGACCGGCGUCAUCCUCGACAUGGGCCGUGGCAUCAUGUUCAUCCGCGAAGUCAACUGGUUCAACCAACUCAAGGCGGACCCGUGGAUGUCGAUCCAGACAUUUGCGCUCAGUACGCGCUUGCUUUGGCUCAACUGUGCGUUUCUAAAGGUGCUCAAGUUCCUCGUCAACCUCGUGUCCAGCGCGAGCUACUGUGGCGAAAGCAAACUCAUGGGCUUUUGCAAUUUCACGAGCGUCACGUCCUUGUACCUCAGCGCCGUCCUUCUCUUUUACGUCCCUGCGUUCAUCGAAAGCUUGACGGCGUCUUUAUCAACUUUUACAGCAGUUUUUACAUCCGCGUCAGCGGUGCGAUUGCUGGCGGUUUGA
Saprolegnia diclina VS20 is the source of this 1491-nucleotide messenger RNA. RefSeq lists its product as hypothetical. The record is from RefSeq and is a predicted model, not a curated record. The transcript has 2 exons. Lineage: Eukaryota; Oomycota; Saprolegniomycetes; Saprolegniales; Saprolegniaceae. The coding region runs from base 1 to 1491 and encodes 496 amino acids.